Molecule: messenger RNA, 2178 nt
Organism: Erigeron canadensis
Lineage: Eukaryota; Viridiplantae; Streptophyta; Magnoliopsida; Asterales; Asteraceae
Product: zinc finger MYM-type protein 1-like
Exons: 2
Coding region: 1-2178 (725 amino acids)
Source: RefSeq, a predicted model, not a curated record
AUGUGUUUUGAUCACUGUCAUCAUCGUCGUCGUCGUCAGAAGUGGCUAAACUCCGACGUGCCACCAUCUUCCUUGUUUUCCGCAGAGGCGGCCUUGCAAGGGGGCUGUAUGGGCCCAAGCCCAAGGCAUGAAAGUAAUAAUAAUAAUGAACAUAACAUUGAUGAAAAUAAUCGUGAAGAAAAUAAUGUUGACGAAAAUAAUGUUGAUGAAAAUAAUGAUCAAGAAAAUAAUAUUGAUGAAAAUGAAAACGAAGAUUCUAGAACCUUUGAAGAUAAUGAAAAUCAAAAUCCUACCGAAGAAAAUAAUCGAAAUCUUGAAAAUGACUGUGAUGUUGGAGUUAAUUAUAAUAUUUUUGAUGUGAGAGUUUGGGAUGGUUUAAAUUCAAAAAUGAAAGAUUUACUUGCAAUAAAAUGGCCAGUAAGAGAAACUAAUUUAAGUUAUCCAGUAGAUAAAGUAGGUAGACGCUUCUCUUGUUUGCAUUAUGUACGUAAUCUACGAAAUGGUGAUACAAGUGAUAGAAAAUGGUUGGCUUACUCAAAAGAGGUCGAUAAAGUAUUUUGUUUUUGCUGUAAGUUAUUUAAGACUGCCACAACUAGAAUUCAACUAGGGAGUGAAGGAGUAAAUGAUUGGAAACAUCUUAGUGAUACUUUAAAAAAGCAUGAAAAUAGUUCUGAACAUAUGAUUAAUUUAAGAACUUGGUCUGAGCUGCGGUUAAGGUUAAGUACAAAUCAAACAAUUGAUAAAGAGUUACAAGAAGUUAUUAAAAGGGAUACCGAAAUUUGGAAAGAAGUAUUAGUAAGAAUAAUUGCUCUUGUUGAAUGUCUAGCAACAUAUAAUUUGCCAUUUCGUGGUACAAAUGAAAAGCUUAGUGAAAAAUGUAAUGGAAACUUUUUAGGAAUACUUCAAAUGAUUGCUAAGUUUGAUUCAGUAAUGAAAGAACAUUUUCGUAGAAUAGAAAACAAAGAAAUCCAGUAUCAUUAUCUUAGCCAUAAAAUUCAAAAUGAAUUGAUUGAAAUGUUAGCAUUCGAAGUAAAAAAUGAAAUAAUUAAAAAAAUCAAAGAGGCAAAGUAUUUUUCAGUAAUUCUUGAUUGCACCCCUGAUAUAAGUCACAAGGAACAAAUGACUUUAAUUAUAAGAUGUGUUGAUAUGUCCAGCGUACCUAUGAAAGUAGAAGAGUGUUUUUUAGAGUUUUUAGUUGUAGAAGAUACAUCGGGUUUAGGUCUUUUUAAUGUGCUACAAGAAGUAUUAAAAUCUCUUGAUUUAGAUAUUAAAUAUGUAAGAUUACAAGGAUAUGAUAAUGGAUCUAAUAUGAAGGGAAAACAUCAAGGUGUACAAAAAAGAUUACUUGAUAUAAAUCCUAGAGCUUUUUAUAUGCCAUGUGGUUGUCAUUGUUUAAAUUUAGUAUUGUGUGAUAUGGCAAAUUCUUGUCAUAAAACAAAAACAUAUUUCGGAACUUGUCAAACGAUAUAUACGGUGUUUUCUAAUUCUACCAAACGAUGGAGUGUAUUACUUGAUUAUGUUGAUGAUUUGACUUUGAAAUCAUUAUCUACUACUCGAUGGGAAAGUCGUGCAGAAAGUGUUAAAGCUAUAAUAACUCAAAUUCCUCAAAUAAGAAAAGCUUUAAUACAUUUAAAUGAAAUAAGUGAUGAUCCAAAAGUGUGUGGAGAUACUGAUUCAUUGAUAAAUGGUGAAUUUUCAAGUUUUGAGUUUAUUCUAAGUUUGGUUAUUUGGCAUGAUAUUUUACUUAAAAUAAAUUUAGUUAGUAAAAGUUUACAAUCAAAAGAUAUGCUUCUUGAUGUUGCGAUUAAAAGUUUGGAUGGAUUGGUUAAUUUUUUUAAUAUUUAUAGGAACAUUGGACUUGAUAGAGCUAUUAUUGAAGCUAAAAAAAUUGCUGAAGUCAUUGAUAUUGAACCUGAAUUUAUUGUUAAACGUGUUUCUUAUAGGAAAAAACAAUUUGAUGAGAUUCCAAAUACCGAAAAAGAACAACAAUCUGCUAAAGAAAAUUUUAGAACCAAUUACUUCCUUGUGUUAGUUGAUAUGGCUCUUUCACAAAUAACUACUAGAUUUGAACAAAUGAAACAUUUUGAAUCUAUUUUUGGUUUCAUGUUUAAUGCAUCAAAGUUGUAUUAUUUAGAUGAUGAGUUAUUAAAAACAAGUUGUUUGAAUCUUGAAUAUUAA